UGGAUGGGGGCUGAACCACACAGAAAGAGCCCUUGGCAUACUUGGUAUGUUGUAAAUAGAGCCAUAUACAGACGGAGAUGAUGCGCACUGUAAGCUUUCUUCUCGCAGUGUCUUUCUACGAUGCAUGAUCAAGAUAGGCUGCAGCGCAAGUGACCUAGGGUGGAGUGGCUGAUAUCCUUGUUUUUUGUCCCGCUACGUUUCCUACACGCAUCGCGUACACAAUAGAGAGCCUCUCAGCUUCUCUUUUGACGUACACCCAACAUGGCUUGGUUUUUAAAGUUUGAUGCGAUUUUCUUGGGUGACGCCCAUGGCAUGCCACGGGUAAUAUCGCUGACGGGGAAGAAAAAUGUCCAUUAUCCAGCCUUGUCUUCAAUCUGAAUCCCAAUUUUCCGUCUACUCUUUCACACUCUUAUAGUGUAGCAUCUCUCUUAGUAUAAAAAUAAAUAAAUAAAUAAUAACAACAUCUGGAAGCCAGCAAAUAAAAAAAGAAAUGUAGAAAACCAGAAAGGCUGCCUGUUUCUCAUCGACGAUUAUUGAAUAAUAGAUUUACACAAAUAUGUCGUGACGAAAUUGGAUAGUUUUUGAAGUGGGAGGGAUGUUCGCUUUUGGUAAGAACCUUUACAUUGGUGAGGGCUGCUCUUGGUUACCUUUUUUGGCCUAAUAUGGCGUGGUUCUUUUUUUUUUUUUUUUUAUUUUUGUUAUUUCGUUCCUCUCCUCCCAUGUGUAUGUGUGUGUGUUUGAGUGUGUCUAUGUCUGUGCGUAUGAGUGUGUGUAUCUUUUGGAGACCUAUUCCCCCUGGCUGAGCGCACGCACACCUAUUGCGGCUUCGCUAGUCAGGAAGCGAAGACCUCUCUCUACUGCCGCACACGAUUCAGAACCAGUCUCAGUUAUCAGCCAGUCGUCCCACUUGACGCGUGUCAGAUUGGUGAUUGCGCUGCCCUCGACACUUGUGUCUGAACUUUCGAAACUCUAAAGAAUGGAGCAAGUUAUUCUUCGCAAGUUGGACGAAAUGUUUAGCGAUUUGCGACAGGAAAUUCAGCAAAACCAUUUGCUAAAAGUGCACCCAAUGAAAGACCAACACCAAGGCCAUUGUCUUUCUUCUCGAUCCAGUUCUAAUUUUAGUAGCAAUAGAAGGCAGUCGCUACCGAGUCAUGCCACACCAGGUCGAAGAGUGUCAAUGCCUGCCAAACUGGUGCCGUCAACGACAUCAUCGAUCAGACGAGGAUCACUUCCUAUCGAAGUUGAGGGCCGUCGGUCUAGUCUUCCUGCUUUCCCCACUCGACGGUUGUCUGUUGAAUUACAACCGCAGCGCCGGGAAUCGUCCAGUUCGAGGAAAUUCUCUCGCGAUUCACUUGACCUGGAUUUGGUUAUUGAAGACGCCUCCGAAGCAGAUGCCGAUUCCGAUUAUAACAAUUCAAUUAUAGUCGAAGAAGACGAGGAGACAGACACCCAGUAAACCUAAAACGAAAGGGACACAUACUUCAACGCACGUCAAAAUUGAUCAGGCGAAUCACUCAUUCAACCGUUCCUUGGUUGUUUUGCAUUUUCAAAUGUUAACAAGCUGUCAAGUUUAUUUUCGCCUGUAUUUGCAACACGAAAUUGUAUCGGACAAACGCAAAAAAAAAAAACCAACGUCAUGUUUUUGCAUUGAA
Messenger RNA from Daphnia magna, 1652 nucleotides. RefSeq lists its product as uncharacterized. Lineage: Eukaryota; Metazoa; Arthropoda; Branchiopoda; Diplostraca; Daphniidae. The record is from RefSeq and is a predicted model, not a curated record. The transcript is spliced from 2 exons. Bases 977 to 1456 code for a protein of 159 amino acids.